Molecule: messenger RNA, 1509 nt
Organism: Spirodela intermedia
Lineage: Eukaryota; Viridiplantae; Streptophyta; Magnoliopsida; Alismatales; Araceae
Source: the annotation of a GenBank genome assembly
AUGUCAGAUCCAAGUGGAUGGAAGGAUAGUCAACGACAAUCAGCACACAGAGGAGAAAACAGAAUGACUUCAACGAAGCAACGACUGGACUCUUUCUCUUCUGAGGAGGAGAAAAUUCUUGCUGAUGUUGAACCAGUUGUGCAGUCUGUAAGACGGAUUCUUCGUCAGUCAAGGUACUGUUUUGGGGGGCUACUUCCUCAUUUCUGCUUCAAUCUCUAUUCUUUAACUUGCAUUUGCGUCUCCCUGUAUGUAUGACCUCUCAUGAAAGUGUUUGGAUCAGGAAGACGUGAAGAAUAUAUACACUAUAAGCAGACCAUUAUUUCUAUUCAACUCUUGUAGAUGAGUUCAUCCCUUUAAUAUUUCAAUUCUCAACAUGUUCUUAGGUUCUCUGAUCCAUUUAACUAUCAUAGUUUGAGCCAACUUUGUUCAAUUUCCUAGAAACUUUGAGGAUUUUGAUACGGUUUCUCCCAUGAUUCUAGCUACAUAAUUGAAAUAAACCUAGAAUUGCCUUGAGCCAUGAGUCAAAGCCACUAGUCCCCAAGGGAAAGCAGUAAACUGGGUUGGGCUCUGAACAUUUUCCUUCCUCCUUUGUGUUCACUUCUCCUUGGGAAAUUUUCUCAGGGAAGCAAAUGAAAAGAACAGCGAGGAGAAACUGUCCAGGUAAUGGACAAAGAGAAGAACAGGAGGAAAAUAUCCAAUGUUUUCCUCCCUCCUGUUGAACUUCCUCUCCCGGUAAGAGACCCAUUUAGGCAACAAUGUGGCCCCUCUAUUCUUUCUCUAAUGAACAAGAAAACCCCAGGUGAGAGCAGGAGCUAGAAAAAUAAGUGUGAAUUAACUGCCGGAGAUAUGACUCGUGGUGUAUGACAUUGAACUUUUCUGGAGCUCCCAUGGCGUUGAUAAUGAUGCUUUUGAUGUGCAUUCUGUUCGACAUCAUGCUGUAUCUUUAGUGACAGUGACAUGCUGCCCAGGUAUAGCGAUGGGGACAGGCUCUCUCCGGAUGAUCAGUCAUACAUACUGGAUAACGUAUUCCGGUACCAUCCAGAUAGGAGCUCAAAGGUAGCAGGCGAGGUUGACUACGUUACGGUAUGGCCAACAGGGGGGACGACCUUUCUGCUAUAUGUUCUUCCCUGCCAUUAAUUACUAUAUCUAUCUGCAUGAUAUUUUCCAUCACAUUAAUAUUAUACUGAAAAAAUAAAUCCUCCCAGAUUUUCCAGAGCAAUUUCGACGGUAAUUAGAGGUUAUUUUUCUUUCUUAAUCGCACAUCUCUUUGUUCGGUGUGCCUCCCCGCUGCGGGUUUGGCAGGUUGGCAAGCCCGAGAGUUUCCCAGAGACUAGAUGCUUCUUCGUGGUCUCUAGCGACGGAUCCAGCGCGGAUUUCUCAUACCUAAAGUGCAUGGAGAAUUUCGUCAGGAAGACGUACCCGGAGAUCGCCGAGCCCUUCUGCGGGAAGUAUUUCUGGAGACGACUCGCAUCGGACUCUCGAAACGGGAGCGGCGGCGAUCCUCUCUAG